AUGGCACCAAAAGCUGAGAAGAAACCCGCCUCCAAGGCCCCUGCUGAGAAGAAGCCAGCUGCCGGUAAGAAGACCGCCGCUUCUACGGACGCCAAGAAGAGAACAAAGACCAGAAAGGAGACCUACUCUUCUUACAUCUACAAGGUGUUGAAGCAGACUCACCCAGACACUGGUAUCUCCCAGAAGGCUAUGUCCAUCAUGAACUCUUUCGUGAACGACAUCUUUGAGAGAAUCGCCUCUGAGGCCUCCAAGUUGGCUGCCUACAACAAGAAGUCCACCAUCUCUGCCAGAGAGAUCCAGACUGCUGUUCGUUUGAUCUUGCCAGGUGAAUUGGCUAAGCACGCCGUUUCCGAAGGUACUCGUGCUGUUACCAAGUACACUUCUUCUGCCUCCUCCUAA
This is a messenger RNA of Kuraishia capsulata CBS 1993, 399 nucleotides long. RefSeq lists its product as uncharacterized. The transcript has a single exon. Gene Ontology annotation, cellular component: nucleosome. The coding region runs from base 1 to 399 and encodes 132 amino acids. Gene Ontology annotation, molecular function: protein heterodimerization activity; DNA binding; structural constituent of chromatin. Lineage: Eukaryota; Fungi; Ascomycota; Pichiomycetes; Pichiales; Pichiaceae. The record is from RefSeq and is a predicted model, not a curated record. Gene Ontology annotation, biological process: nucleosome assembly.